This is a messenger RNA of Ruditapes philippinarum (Manila clam), 1703 nucleotides long. RefSeq lists its product as uncharacterized. Bases 12 to 1040 code for a protein of 342 amino acids. The transcript is spliced from 2 exons. The record is from RefSeq and is a predicted model, not a curated record. Lineage: Eukaryota; Metazoa; Mollusca; Bivalvia; Venerida; Veneridae.
CAGCAACACUAAUGGUAAUAGAAUUCAUUAUAAAAAGAAAGUACAGAUACGCUCGCUUCUUACAGGAUUUGACAAUGGAAGUGCUGCAUUUUCUGAUAUUUUUGGCGUAUAUAUGUCUGUAUUCAGUUCAACAUCCGGGUGUGGAAGCUGUAUUAACUGGGGUUACGGCCAAUCCGUUCAGGGAUGAUCUUGUCACAUACUACUUCCGACUAGGAUACACAUGGAAGGAGAUUUGUGGGUUCUUGUUGAUAACACAUAAUAUUGCGAUGACUCUACGACAGUUAAGAUAUAUAUGCCAACGAUUAGGACAAAGGCGAAAUGGUCUUUCUUCACCAAUUCCAGAUGUAUUAAAUGAGAUAAGAAAGCUACGCAGAAGAGGUCUCGCAAAUGCCGGAUACCGUACAAUAUGGAGAAUACUAAAGUCAUCAAACAAAGUUAAUGCGACUCAAGACACUGUCAGGCGAAUAUUAAAAGCAAUUGAUCCAUCUGGUGUUUCCUUAAGGUCAAGACAUCGACUACGCAGACGAACUUAUAUCAACAAGGGACCAAAUCAUAUUAUUCACAUAGAUGGUUACGAUAAACUUAAGCCCUUUGGCAUAACAAUUCAUGGAGCUAUAGACGGCUAUUCAAGAAAGAUUCUGUGGUUACAAGCUGCUUAUACUAAUAAUGACCCAAAGAUAGUUGCCAGGUAUUACCUCAAUUAUAUCAAGACGAUUCGUCAAGUUCCGAUGAUUGUUCGAGCUGAUUUAGGCACUGAAAACUGUGUGAUUCGGGAUCUUCAAAUUGCUUUACGAUACAACCACGGAGAUCUUAUGUCUGGAAGAAAAAGCUUCUUGUAUGGAAGAUCCACAUCAAACAAACGAAUAGAAAGAUUCUGGGGUGUUUUGAAUAAUAAUUUCACAACGUUUUGGAAAAAUCUGUUUAAAGAUCUUCGCGACUCUGGAUACUUGCAUGACGGUGACACUAUUCACACUGAAUGUGUUCGAUUCUGUUUUAUGUUUUUAAUACAGAGAGAUCUUGAUGAAAUAGUAAACAUGUGAAAAUGUCAUCGAAUUCGUCGUCAACCUCAAAACGAAUGUCCAGUGGUGUGUCACCCAAUGUGUUGUACUAUCAGCUUCAAAUUUAUAAUGGUGUUAACUGUGGAUAUCCACUUCCAUGUGAAGUUAAUGACAUCGAUAUUAUUGCUCAAAUUUAUACAACCAAGUGUCCAACGUUCGGUUGUAAAGAAACAUUUGUUCAGUUGCUUGAAGAAAUAACUGGCAUGGACAGAGAUGAGCUUCCACGGCCACACACUCUUGACAGCGCUAUUCGUUUAUUUAAAGAAUUAUCAGAAUACCUUGAUAACCUAUAAAGUAACAAGGAAUGCAUACAGGGCAUACAUAUAUAUUGAAACUAUUUUAAACCUUGGAACCUUUUGAGAUUCAACAGUCAUUAUUAGGUUCAUCAGGGAUCUAACAAAAGCUGUUUCAUCAUGCUUACUUAAACAUCCUUUUUUUCUGUUGGUGAAAAAGCAUUAUAUACUGAACAUUAUAUAUGUAUAACGUUUCCUUGAGAGUCCACUGUUUCAACAUAUUUUUAAACUUCGUAACUUUAACACGUCAGGGAAUCGCACCGAUAGAUGCACCGCAGUGCUUAGGGUAUUUUUUCUUUUGAUCUAGCAGCAUAUUUAAAGAAUAUUAAAACAUAGUUCUACCCGAAAUUAA